AUGUCCGACGUCACCCUUCAGCUGACAGCUCCGAAUGGGCGCAAGUACUCUCAACCCAUCGGUCUCUUUAUCAAUAACGAGUUUGUGCCGUCCAAGUCGGGUGAGAAGUUUGCUACCAUCAAUCCUUCGGAUGAAUCAGAGAUUACCUCCGUCUAUGCUGCCGGCGCAGAAGAUAUCGACAUCGCCGUCAAAGCAGCUCGCAAGGCCCUCAAUGAUCCGUCAUGGAAGUUGUUACCCCCCACAGACCGGGGAAACCUGAUGCUUAAGCUGGCUGACCUCAUCGACCAAAACCGGGAGGUCUUGGCUACUAUCGAGACGUGGGACAAUGGCAAGCCUUAUUCCGUCUCGCUGAAUGACGACCUGGGUGAGGUCAUUAACACCCUGCGCUAUUAUGCCGGUUGGGCGGACAAGAUCCAUGGGCAAACCAUCAGCACCACCCCCGCGAAGUUUGCCUAUACCCUACGUCAACCUAUCGGUGUGGUUGGCCAGAUCAUUCCCUGGAACUUCCCACUAGCCAUGGCAGCAUGGAAGCUGGGACCGGCACUGGCAUGUGGGAACACGAUUGUCAUGAAGCCAGCCGAGCAAACUCCUCUGAGUAUCCUUUACCUCGCCAGUCUGAUCAAGGAGGCGGGCUUCCCGCCCGGUGUCGUCAACAUCUUGAACGGUUUCGGACGGGUCGCAGGUAGCGCCUUGGUCUCCCACCCCGAAGUUGACAAGGUGGCCUUUACGGGUUCGACCGUGACCGGAAAGGAGAUCAUGAAACUGGCAGCGGGCACGAUGAAGAACAUCACUCUGGAGACCGGAGGCAAGUCUCCCCUGGUGGUGUUCGACGAUGCGGACAUCGAACAGGCUGCCAAGUGGGCGCACGUCGGGAUCAUGUACAACCAGGGACAGGUGUGCACGGCGACCUCGCGCAUUCUGGUACACGAGUCGGUCUACGACAAGUUUGUGGCUCACUUCAAGGAGGCCGUAGCAUCCACCAGCAAGGUCGGUGAUCCAUUUGCGGAUGAUACUUUCCAGGGACCGCAAGUCACAAAGGCACAGUAUGAGCGGGUGUUGUCGUACAUCGAAGCGGGCAAGUCCGAAGGGGCGACUCUCGUAGCCGGCGGUGAACCGUUCAAGAACGUGGGUGACGGCAAGGGCUUCUUCAUUGCUCCAACCAUCUUCACCAACGUCAACGACAACAUGCGCAUCUACCGAGAGGAAGUGUUCGGUCCGUUUGUCGUGAUCGCCAGCUUCACGACGGAAGACGAGGCCGUGCGACGGGCCAACAACACAGACUACGGACUAGGAGCCGCCGUUUUCACCAAGGACAUCGAGCGUGCGCACCGGGUAGCGUCGGAAAUCGAAUCGGGCAUGGUGUGGAUCAACAGCAGCAAUGACAGUGACUUCCGUGUGCCAUUCGGUGGCGUGAAGCAGAGUGGAAUUGGUCGCGAACUAGGCGAGGCUGGUCUGGAGGCAUACUCGCAGAUCAAGGCGGUUCACGUCAACAUGGGAAGUAAGUUGUAG
Aspergillus tanneri is the source of this 1509-nucleotide messenger RNA. RefSeq names its product aldehyde dehydrogenase family protein (gene ALD2). The record is from RefSeq and is a predicted model, not a curated record. Gene Ontology annotation, molecular function: oxidoreductase activity, acting on the aldehyde or oxo group of donors, NAD or NADP as acceptor. Bases 1 to 1509 code for a protein of 502 amino acids. Lineage: Eukaryota; Fungi; Ascomycota; Eurotiomycetes; Eurotiales; Aspergillaceae. The transcript has 3 exons.